Adineta steineri is the source of this 2502-nucleotide messenger RNA. NCBI's taxonomy places the organism in Eukaryota, Metazoa, Rotifera, Eurotatoria, Adinetida, Adinetidae. The record is from the annotation of a GenBank genome assembly.
AUGGAUACUGGCAGUUUUGCUUCGAAACUUGCAAGAAAUAUAUCACGCGGAUCACGACGUAAAAUACCAUUAGUUACGAUUCUUGUUGGUGCUGAUCUGCAUGCUCUUAAAUUGAUAUGCACUGAUUUAGAGAGCAAUAUUCCAGUUCUCAUUAUUGAUUCACUUCUCAAUCGAAGUCUUUGUAUUAUAGAUAUGUUCAAACCUACGGAAAAUCAAAAUCAAGAAUUAAUCAAACGUGAUAGUACCAAUGUUAACCGUAAAGACGGUAUUGAUACACAUAUACUUCGUCAGCGAUUUGGAAGAACUACUUUGAAAGAAGUGUUUAACAAGUUCGGCAGUAUGCGCUCUGAGAUUUUCAAAGAUAUGCGAGAACUCUAUGAUAUUACCAGACAGAAAGAGUAUACAAUUCUCGGCAAGAAAUUGCGCGUAGGCGAACUGCUCAAUUCGGCCGAAGAAAAAGUUUUUGCAGAAUAUCUAUAUUGGUUUGCAACUUGUCUAGCAUCAUCUUUUCGUGAUCGAAUUCACGUUUUCGACAUGAACCCAUCGAGUCCUUUACAAGACAAGAUUUAUGAAGCUAUGGUCAAAGCACGAAAAAAUCUAUCACACACCAAUAAUAAACAAGCCAUGACUACCGAUGAUCAAAUGCUCCGUUCACUUCGUUGGAAGAACAUUUCAGAUGACACUGAUGGUCAUUUAACCAUCAGCGCAGUGAAAUGGAAAGAUACUAAAAGUAUUAAAUACAAGCGAGACUUAAUUCUUAAUGGUAUGAGCGAAAAUGCAGUAGUAUUGGUCAGUAAUUUUGUCAAACUCGGAAUCGAUUUUGCUGCUUUAUUUGCUCCUAAUGCUGAUUCAAAAAAGGAAUAUAUGGAUGGAUCGUGGAAACUCUAUCUAGAAAAGUUGUACUCGGAGAAAAUGCGUAAAAAUAUAGAUCCAUUGUAUUUACUCGAGAAGACCGAUAAUAACUUCACUUUCAAUGAAGAAACGCGUUUGACUCAUGUUCUACGAAAAUUAGUUGGAGAUUUUAUGGAACCAAUUUAUAAGCCUGAAUCGUCGUUUGCAGGAAAUCAAGUAGCACCCGAAACGCCAAACAAAAUCGACAGCGAAUACAUUUUUCGUGAUCUCUUUCUCUGGUGUGUACUUACUCACCGGCUUGACAUAGCAAAAAUUUUUCUCAACCAAAUGAAAACUCGUAUCUGUUCAGCGCUUAUUGCUUCAAAAAUUCUUAAAUCACUGUUAAAAUAUGCACCUGAUCAUGAUUUACGAGAUAAACUGAACUUAGAAGCAGAUGACUUCGAAAUGUAUGCCAUUGAAUGUGUACGUUCUUCGUAUCUGUACGAUCGUGAACAGGCAUGUGAGUUGAUCAUGCGACGUGUAAAUCUUUACGGAGAAGUGACAUGUCUACGAAUGGCUAUUGCUGCUGAUGAUAAGAGAUUUUUGAAUGAAGAUGCUUGCAACGCUUUAUUAACAAAUAUUUGGUUUGAUAAAAUUGAUCCUACUCAAGAACGUACUCGUCUUAUUAUCAAUUUAUUGACAAUGGGUAUUGCACAAUUUGGCUUUUCAAACUAUGAGAAGCGUCAGAGUAAAAUAGCAAAAUCAGAAACGAAGGCAAUCAACAAAUCAACUGCAGAACAGCGAUUGGCCAAAAAUGGAAUUGAUUAUAGCGAUGAUUAUAAUACUACUGACUCACCAUAUACACAUUUCAAACAUUUUCACAAUCGUCCGAUUGUCAAUACCACAAUAACCAAGGUACAAGACAGAGCACAGUAUAUUUGGGCUUAUGAUCGUUGUGGCCUGGUUCGUGAUUACUACGGUCGACCAGCAUUAUUUCCUCCAUUCACAUUUCUCAUUUCAUUUGCUGAAUUGUGUCGAUGGUGUUGGCAAAUGAUUCCGGCUGAUGCUGAUCUUGACAAAUCACGAUCAGAAUUCGAACGAUAUCCGACUGAUGUCAGUCUUGACAAAUCAUGGUCAGAAUUUGAGCGAUAUUCGACCAAUGACUAUGUUCGACAAUGUCUCGAUACACAAACAGUUACUACUUCGAAUAUAAUAACAACAGAUGUUACAUCCGAAAUUUCAUCAACCAAUAGCAACGAGUUAAAGCACCUGGCAUCUGAUAUACAUGAGUUAAAUGAUGGUCUUACACAUGCACGUAAUAAAAACGAUGUGGAAUUAGAGUCAAUAAAGUCAACUGUUUCCAAUCUUCAAAGUCAAGUAUAUACAGGAAAUGCUCGUCUUGAAAGAAUCAUUGAUUCACUCGAUUGGAUGAUGAGUGCAAUCGCACGUGUUAAAAUGGCCAGCACACAUCCUCCAGUCAUUAAAGAAAACCCACGAACAUCUGUAUCCAAUCAAGGACAACAAUUACCACUGAAUAAUGCACAAGAUAAUCUACGGCUCCGUAAACCAGAUAGUGGCUCUAGAACACAGCAGGCGAAACAAGAGGGAACAACAGCUUCCGAUGUUGUCAUUGACAUGACAGAUGAAUCGAAUAAUGAACAAAAUGUGUGA